Messenger RNA from Peronospora matthiolae, 1539 nucleotides. NCBI's taxonomy places the organism in Eukaryota, Oomycota, Peronosporomycetes, Peronosporales, Peronosporaceae. The record is from the annotation of a GenBank genome assembly.
AUGCCUUCGUACCAGGUGGCCCUGACCCCGCAAGGGUCCGACUGCCCUUCUUCUUCUUCCUCCGCCGACCCCGUCCAGAAUGACGAAGACCUUUCGUUGCAAGAGUACUGCAAAACGCGGAUCACGACGCUCAAGCCGCCCAUGACACAAGUGGCGAACCCAUUUCAAGUGCUCGGGCAACUCGAUCGUCUCCAAUGGCUGCAGUUCCUCGUGGCUUUCGUCGCAUGGACCUGGGAUGCCUUUGAUUUUUUCACAGUCACCAUGACGAUCUCGGAUCUCGCAGAGACCUUUGACAAAUCAAAGACCGACAUCACGUGGGGUAUCACCCUCGUGCUCAUGCUCCGGUCCGUUGGCGCCAUCACUUUCGGCAUUGCCUCGGACCGAUGGGGUCGAAAAUGGCCAUUUGUCGUCAAUAAUCUCCUCUUUAUCGUCCUGGAGCUCGCUACCGGCUUUAGCCAGACGUACACGCAGUUCCUCAUCAUCCGGGCCCUCUUUGGUAUUGCCAUGGGUGGGUUAUACGGAAACGUCGCGGCGACAGCUCUUGAAGACUGUCCGGUAGCUGCCCGAGGGAUUAUCUCGGGGAUGAUGCAACAGGGAUAUGCUUUCGGGUAUCUCCUGGCUGUUGUCUUUGCUCGUGCUCUUGUUAACACAACAAGCCACGGAUGGCGUCCGCUCUUCUGGUUUGGCGCGUGUCCACCGAUCUUUAUCAUCCUCUUUCGCCUGUACUUACCGGAGACCAAGGUCUUCCAAGAACGGCAGCGGGUACGUGAAGCCAGUCGCAACAUGACGAAAGCCUUUGUGGCUGAAGGCAAGGUCGCACUCAAGCGCCACUGGCUACUGAUCUGUUACAUGAUUCUCCUCAUGGCAGGAUUCAACUUCAUGUCGCACGGAUCGCAGGACCUGUACCCAACUAUGUUAAAGAACCAGUUCGAGUUCACCCCGAAUCAAGUCACAGUGACUCAAGUUGUCGCCAACCUCGGCGCUAUUUGCGGGGGUACAAUCGUCGGGUACUACUCGCAGAUGUUUGGUCGACGUCUGUCGAUUUUGGCCAUGGCCGUCAUUGGGGCUGCUCUCUUGUACCCGUACUGCUACAUCAGCAACGAGAUGGUCAUGAUUGCUGCCUUCUUUACGCAAUUCUGCGUCCAAGGGGCUUGGGGGGUCAUCCCGAUUCACCUCAUGGAGCUCUCACCUCCUUCGUACAGCACUUUCAUCGUUGGUACAGUCUACCAGCUUGGUAACCUCAUUUCGUCAGCAUCGUCGACCAUUGAAGCUUCCAUUGGAGAGAACUUUCCCCUGCCGGACGGAGAAGAUGGAGUGCGUCGCUACGAAUAUGGCAAGGUCAUUUGCAUGUUUCUAGGUAUCGUAUAUGCCGCUGUGUUUCUGCUGACACUCAUUGGACCCGAGGCUCGGGGCAAGGAAUUCGACGUGAAAAACGAUCACGACCUGGAAGAGGCUGCGAAUCUCAACCACGAAGAUAUUGACAAGAUUUUGCAUGGCGACACACUCACUCCUACUGAAACAAAGUCCAUGAAAGCGUAA